ACUUUAAAUUAGAAAGAAAGCACCUAUAAAUUAAUUGCCAAAUUAAUUCAAACUUAACCGAAAAAGAGAAAAUGGUACAAUUUACAUUCAAGGCUAAAAAUUACUAUUCCUUUUACAACACACCCGUGCACAAUUUUGACACCACAAAAAAAACUGGCACUUAGUGAUGCACUUUCAUUACAAAUAGGAAACGCUACAACUUCACAAAUUAUUGACGUUUGCAACAGCUGAUUUUUGUUUGUUUUCUGUCGAGUGUAAACAAACCGCAUGCUUAUUAUCUCAAAAUACGAUGGAUCUUUUUGAAGAUAAAAUAUUUAAGAACGACGUACUCUACAUGAAAAGCCUAAUAGGACGAACUGUUAAAGUUACCACUAUGGACGAUGAACAUUUUACAGGCACAGUGUAUGUCAUUGAUCCAAUAUAUAAGGCCAUUGUUCUUCACACUAGGAAGUCUGAUUCUACCACAUUCGACAUGCAUAUGAUACUCCAUCACGCCAUUAAGUCAUUGGAUAUCGAAUCAGAGCUUGUAGAUGAAAAGUACCUUGAGACUGAGCCUCAGGUAGUGGACAGUGAAGAAGUAACUUCAAGGAAAUGCAGGGUGAAAAGGUGGCUUGAGAGAAUGUUUAUUAGUGUGAAUGAAGUUGGAGAUUACUUAAAAAUAGACGACCAUUUACUCAUUAUGCCUCCUUAUGGAUUAAAUAACUGCAUUUGUAAUAGUACUAUUGUAUUAGAGAAAAUCCAAAACCUAAUAUUGUCAAUGCCUGAUGAUUUUCAAUAGUUCAUUAAAAAAUGUAUCAUAGGGUAUAUAAUUUAUUUCAUUUGUAAUAUAUAUUAUAAAUAUAA
This is a messenger RNA of Anthonomus grandis grandis, 843 nucleotides long. RefSeq lists its product as uncharacterized. Gene Ontology annotation, biological process: spliceosomal snRNP assembly; spliceosomal complex assembly. The record is from RefSeq and is a predicted model, not a curated record. NCBI's taxonomy places the organism in Eukaryota, Metazoa, Arthropoda, Insecta, Coleoptera, Curculionidae. Bases 290 to 778 code for a protein of 162 amino acids. Gene Ontology annotation, cellular component: nucleus; SMN complex. The transcript has a single exon.